AUGCUCUUCUCCCGCCUCGCUAUCGUCUCACUACUCGGUGUCGCCGUCUCGGCCCUUUCCCAGCCGGCUUCGAUCAAGGAGAAGCGCCUCUCCGUCGACGUCGCCGCACACGUCUCGACCGACGACAUCCUUGCUCCGCUCCACGGCUGUAUCGACAAGGUCAAGUCGCUUGGCGCCGAGAUAGUCGAGGCAGUCGAGACCGUCAAGGAAGUCAAGGACGCCAAGGCAGUCGUUGCUGCCGUUGGACCUCUCCUCAUCGAAGUCAAGACCGUCAUCCACAACACCGCACACGAGGUGCUCUCGGUUGCCGCCAAGCGCAACCUCACCAAGCGCUCUGUCGACCUCAACACUGCCGCCGCCCUCGUCGCCGAGCUCCUCAACACCGUUCUCGCUGCCCUCAAGCCUGUGGAGGAGUGCAUCUCGGCCACCCCCGGCCUCGGUCCUCUUCUCGCGCCUUUCCUCCUCCCGCUCAACAAUGAGCUCGCCAUCCUCCUCAGCACCCUCUUCGCCCUCGUCGCCGGCCUUCUCGACGUCGUCCUCACCCUUCUCGACGGCACCGUCGCGCCCGUCCUCCGCGCUCUCGGCCUCGGACCGAUCCUCUCCAUCCUCACCCUCUAA
Molecule: messenger RNA, 618 nt
Organism: Rhodotorula toruloides NP11
Lineage: Eukaryota; Fungi; Basidiomycota; Microbotryomycetes; Sporidiobolales; Sporidiobolaceae
Exons: 3
Coding region: 1-618 (205 amino acids)
Source: RefSeq, a predicted model, not a curated record